GCAGCAUCCUCAAAGAUGAUUGGUCGUCAUUAAUGUCCGUUCAAACUGUGACUUCCGGUCUGGGAGGUUGCUAGGUAACACAAGUCCGCUUGCUAACGCUGCUGCUAACGAGCUAACUGGCUGGCUAGCGCUGAUUGGUUUUCGUGAAUUUAUCCGCUUUUGGCUCAUUUGAAGCCGUGAAAACUACCACUUUGGCAUCAUGAUGACGAUAAAAGACGGGGAGUACACUGCUACAAUCUAUAAACUGAUUAAGGACAGCCAGUAUGUUGAGGCCAUUCACAUCCUCAACAGCCAACUUCAAAAGCACACUCGGUCCCGGGCAGCGUUGUCCCUUCUUGGCUUCUGCUACUACCAUGUUCAGGACUUCAGUGGCGCGGCCGAGUGCUACGAACAGCUUACGCAGCUGCACCCCGAGGUGGAGGACUAUCGGGUGUACUACGCCCAGAGCCUGUACAAGGCGGGCGCCUACGCUGAGGCCACCAAGGCCUCGUUCGCCCUGGACACGCCAAGCAGCCACACCAAGAUGAUCAAACUACAAGCCUCCAUUAAAUACUUUGAAGAGAAUCACUCUGCUGCCAAGUGCCUUGUUGAGCAACUUCCCCCGGAGGACACCGACUACGUGCACAACAUGGGCUGCUUGCUCUACCAGGAUGCCAAAUACGAGGAUGCCUGCAAGAAGUUCACGUCAGCAAUGCAGGUGCUGGGAGAUGUGCCUGCGCUGUCAUACAACAUCGCUCUCUGCUACUACAGACUCAGCAACUACGCACAGGCCCUCAAAUACAUCGGGGAAAUCAUUGAGCGAGGCAUCCGAGAGCAUCCAGAGCUGAGCGUGGGCCUGACGACGGAGGGCAUUGACGUGCGCAGCGUGGGCAACACGCUGGUGCUACAUCAGACUGCCCUGGUGGAGGCCUUCAACCUCAAGGCUGCCAUCGAGUAUCAGCUGAAGAACUUGAAAGGAGCUCAGGAUGCUUUGACGGACAUGCCGCCGAGAACAGAGGAGGAGCUGGACACGGUGACGCUGCACAACCAAGCCCUUCUCAACAUGGACAGCAAGCCGUCUCAGGGCUUUGAGAAGUUGGCCUUCCUGCUUCAGCAGCCGUCCUUCCCGCCCGUCACUUUUGGCAACCUGCUGCUGCUCUACUGCAAACAUGAGUAUUUUGAUCUGGCAGCCGACGUCCUGGCCGAAAACGCACACCUCACCUACAAAUUGCUCUCUCCGUAUGAGUAUGAGUUUCUCGACGCCUUGCUGACAUGCCAGACAGCACCUGAGGAGGCCUUCAGAAAAUUUGACGACAUGAUUGGCAAAAUGACUGAGAAGCUGCGCAAGCUGGCCAAGCAGCUGCAGGAGGCCAAGACGGCUCGAGACGACGACGGGCAGAAGAAAGCCCUCCAGGAGUACGACACCAUGCAGGAGAAGUAUAUCGUGGUCCUGAUGGCCCAAGCCAAAAUCUACUGGAACCGUGAGAACUUUGCCAUGGUGGAGAAGAUCUUCCACAAGUCCAUGGAGGUGUGCAACGAGGACGACACGUGGAGGCUGAACGUGGCCCACGUGCUCUUCAUGCAGAACAAGUACAAGGAGGCCGUCAGCUUCUACGAGCCCAUCGUCAAGAAGCACUACAACAACAUCUUGAACGUGAGCGCUGUGGUCCUGGCCAACUUGUGCGUGUCCUACAUCAUCACCAGUCAGAAUGAAGAGGCUGAGGAGCUGAUGAGGAAGAUCGAGAAGGAGGAGGAGCAGAUUUCCUACGACGACCCCGACAAGAAAUUCUUUCACUUGUGCAUCGUCAACCUGGUCAUCGGCACAUUGUACUGCACCAAAGGCAACUACGAUUUUGGUAUCUCUCGCGUCAUCAAGAGCUUGGAGCCUUACAACAAGAAGUUGGGGACGGACACGUGGUUCUACGCCAAGCGCUGCUUCCUGUCUCUGCUGGAGAACAUGUCCAAGCACAUCAUCACACUGAAGGGGGUGAUGGUCCAAGAGUGCAUUCAGUUCUUGGAGAACUGUGAAGAGUACGGAAGGGAAGUGCCCGCCAUCAUCGAGCAGCCGCUGGAGGAGUCUCGAGUCCAAAUGGGCAAAAACACGGUCACCUACGAGGCUCGGCUACUCAAGGCCCUCUUUUACAAAGUCACCAGCUGGAACGAGUAACCACGACACAACCAAAGACCACACCGCACACUCUUGAAGUGGACCUUUUAUAUGGGAUGGAUGGAGUGUUUCGUUCGACACACACCGUUGCCUCAUGUACACAAAAAGCCUUAAAUACUUCAAUAUACAGUAUAAUGCUUCACAUACGAUACAUAAUAAUUGACAUGGAAAUAAUACAGGCAGCUUCGUCGUCUCAGUUCAUCUCACUAGAUGUUAUUUAUAUCACUUUUUUGUUUGUCUGUUAGCAGGACAGUUCACAAAGAACACAAAGGGUAAAAAGGUAUCGAUGAAAAAGGGCCUUGGUGGAGUUCUACGUGACACUGAGGGACUUUCUCAACCUUAAAUGUAGAUUUGUUGCCACCCUAAUGGAUUUAUAGUCUGAGAUUUCCCGGAGAGAAAAAGCAGGCGGGCAGGAAGAAAGCUUCCGUUUCAGGCGUGCUGUGGGAUCAGGCGAUCAGGAAAGGGGCCUCUUGGUUAUGUCCUGCUCCGUCAGGUAGAAGUUUAAAUAUCCUCCCAGGGCGCCAACCGCCACCGCUGUCAUGUGACUGGAGCAGCCAUCUUGAGACAAGAAAGACGCAGUAUGGGAUGCAACGAGUGACGACAAAUGUCGAGAUUUGCGUGGACAAAAUAAAUCGUGAACAAGUCCGGAAUGACGUCGGAAAAUAGUGAAACGCCAAGUUAAAAACCAGAAAAAAAGAAUCGGUCAAAAAAUCGUCAGGUAGGACAAGUUAAGAACCAGUCAAGAACUAUGUCACCAACAAAACACAAAGUCAAGAGCCAUGUCAAAAAACUGAAGUACAAGUGAAGAAUUGGUCAUCACCCAAAUCCACAACCAGUCAAGAACUACACUGAAAAGUAAAAACCAAGUCAAGAACUGGUACAAGUCAAAACCAAAUUCAAAACGAGUUGGCCUGUUUGUUGAUUGUUGACUUGUUCCUGGUUCUCGUCUCUUCUUAGACUCGUGCAGGACUGAUUGUUAACUUGGGAUUUGACUGUUUUCUGUUGUUUGUUUUUGUUUAUCACCAUGUUAUUGACUGAUUGUUCACUGCUUUUUUUCUGACAUAGUUCUUGACUUGUUCUCGUCUGUUCUUGGACUGAACCAGGACUGGUUCGUGGACCUUCAUUGCUUCCUUUUUUUUUUUUUAAACCUGGUUACUGACCUGGUACCAAUACUGUUUUGGCUUCCUUGCUAUUUUAUUUUUUUUACAGUAAUACUUGGAAAUGGCAAACCUGAUUAGCAACAACUCCAGAUCAGUUGUUGUUCUUAUAAUAAAUACAAAUUUACUGACAGUCAAAAA
Messenger RNA from Hippocampus zosterae (dwarf seahorse), 3444 nucleotides. It is a transcript of the gene ift70, whose product is annotated as fleer. NCBI's taxonomy places the organism in Eukaryota, Metazoa, Chordata, Actinopteri, Syngnathiformes, Syngnathidae. Gene Ontology annotation, biological process: intraciliary transport. Gene Ontology annotation, cellular component: axonemal microtubule; intraciliary transport particle B. Bases 200 to 2146 code for a protein of 648 amino acids. Gene Ontology annotation, molecular function: intraciliary transport particle B binding; protein binding. The transcript has 19 exons. The record is from RefSeq and is a predicted model, not a curated record.